UCCAGUUUUGACAGCAGGGUGAAGUCAGAGAUGUGACUCUUGUGAGCUUAAGCUUUUUCAAAGCAGCGCACGUCUAAUCUGUGUCCUGACCAAAGGAGGUGUGUGUGUGUGUGUGUGUGUGUGUGAGUGAGAGAGAGAGAGAGAGAGAGAGAGAGAGAGAGAAAGCGGGAGAGGAGGGAGAGAAAGAAGUGAGACACUGAAGCAAACAGGGUGAAGAAGAGAAGGAGAGAGGGGAAGGACUGUUUGUGUGCCUGGGUGCUGAGCAGCAGCAGAGCAGCUUAGAUCCGGACCAGAGGUGACCAGGGCUCGGGGUGAAGGUGUGCGCGCGUGCAUGUGUGAGUUUGUGUUGCGCGCCUGGAGGAGAGACUGCAGGAGCGGGAGGAAAAAGGUUCUCAACUUCCCUCUUCCUCUCUGCGCCGCUCUGCCCUGUGUCGCUCCCUGCGUAGUGCUCCUCUUUCCCUUUUUUUUUUUUUUUUUUUUUUUUUUACCCCGGGACACAGGCAGCUGCUGCCGCUGGUAGUGGUGCUGCUGCUGCUGCUGCUGCUGGUGGUGGUGAGAUGUGAAGAGGCUUGAAGUAUGGCAUGCAAGGAUGGUUUCUGCCAAGAAGAAGGAGAUGGUGACAGCGAUGCGCCCCGCGUUUACUCGAACCCUCUUCUACUUUUUCUGUUUGCUGACUUGUAUGAAGAAAAUCUCUGCGCAGACAAGAAAGGAUGAAAGGAUCUACCCGGAGAAUUUCACUCGCAUUUUGGACCGACUUCUGGACGGCUAUGACAACAGGCUGCGACCUGGAUUCGGAGGUCCUGUGACUGAGGUCAAGACUGACAUUUAUGUGACAAGUUUUGGGCCUGUCUCAGACGUUGAAAUGGAAUACACGAUGGACGUAUUUUUUCGCCAGAUGUGGGUUGACCGGAGGUUGAUGUACGAGGGCCCGAUAGAGAUUCUCAGGCUGAACAACCUGAUGGUAACAAAGGUGUGGACACCGGACACCUUCUUCAGGAACGGCAAGAGGUCCGUCGCUCACAACAUGACGGCGCCCAACAGGCUGUUCCGCAUCAUGAAGAACGGCACCAUCCUCUACACCAUGAGGCUGACGAUUAGCGCCGAGUGUCCCAUGAAGCUCGUGGACUUCCCCAUGGAUGCACACGCAUGCCCCCUCAAGUUUGGCAGCUAUGCCUAUCCUAAAACGGAGAUGAUCUAUACUUGGACCAAAGGGCCUGAGCAUUCAGUGGAGGUCCCUCCAGAGUCCUCCAGCCUCGUUCAGUAUGAUCUCAUUGGCCAGACGGUCUCCAGUGAAACGAUUAAAUCCAUCACAGGUGAAUAUGUGGUCAUGACGGUCUACUUCCACUUGAAACGUAAAAUGGGCUACUUCAUGAUUCAGACGUAUAUCCCCUGCAUAAUGACAGUAAUCCUCUCCCAAGUGUCCUUCUGGAUAAAUAAAGAAUCAGUGCCAGCGCGCACAGUUUUCGGCAUCACCACCGUCCUGACCAUGACGACACUCAGUAUCAGCGCUCGCCAUUCCCUCCCCAAGGUCUCGUAUGCUACUGCGAUGGACUGGUUCAUCGCCGUCUGCUUCGCCUUUGUCUUCUCCGCCCUCAUUGAGUUUGCCGCUGUCAACUACUUCACCAAUGCACAGAUUGAGCGCGCCAAAAAGAAGCCGGCCAAAUGUCCCCCGGGGCCCCAAUCCACGCCUGUCAAGGUCAAGGACGCAGAGGAAGUGCUGCAGCAAAAUCCUGAUACGAACGGUAAUCUGAGGAAGCGCAUGAAUUAUAUCUCCCACCAAGAGUCGAGCAGUCAACAGAGAGCCCACUCCACCACCAACAUUGCAGGAGUCGGGCGAGGAAGGCCGCUGCGACCUUUAGCAGGUGGAGCCAAUGGCAGCUCUUCCACCCUCUCCCGCUCCAGCCCAAAGUCUGAGAGUCUGCUCAGCGUUGCGUCUUCCUCAGCGCAGCUGGUGAAGAGCACGCCUCAGGCUGCAGCUUCUACGCCAGACGUGAUGGCGGGGACGCCGUGCAAGCAGAACGCCAGCACUUCCUCUCUGCAGCAUCUGCUGGGCCCGAAGCUGGAGCGCAUCCAGAUGAUGGGGAACAAACUGGAGCCGAAGCAGACGCCGUGCUCCCAGCCCACCACUGCUGGUAUGGGCGGAACCAGUAAAAUUGACAAGUAUGCACGGAUCCUCUUCCCCGUGUCGUUUGGUGCAUUUAACAUGGUGUACUGGGUGGUUUACUUAUCAAAGGACACCAUGGUGGCUAAAGGUGGCUAGACGUGUCUUUUAACACAUGGGAAGCAAAUAAGGAUUACUGGAGUUUGUGAACAUUAAGUAGAACGUGUUGUUUUUGCCAAACAGAUGAACAAAAUGUGCCCAUAAAGCACUUAAGAAUACAUUUAUUUUUUUCUUCCUGAGUCCUGAAACUGCAAGCAUGGGAACAAGCGAACAAAAUUAGAAAAACCUGACUCCACAUAAGAAGGAACACCUGCACACUGGAGUAUGCUACUGUCCUCUUUCUAUUACAUCGUGCUUCAUCUGACUGAAAGGUCCUCAUCGGCUUCAACUGAUCUCUUCUGGCCUGCAGUCAAGAUAAAGCAUGGAUUUUAUUCAUUUUCCUAUUUUUGUACCCUGCACCUGGCAAGAUGCGAGGACGUGUGUGCCAUUGUUCUGAACUCAACUGCAACAACACUGUAAAUAUAUAAAUUUAUUAGGAUAAACAGAUUUAUAUUUAAUGAAUACAGUUUACUUCCUUUUGAAUAAUUAAGACGUGUCGCUUUUGGUGCCAGCAGGUUAGAGGUUGCAAAAUUAAAACAGAAUGGAAAAUUCUUGAAUGUUGGCCAAAAGGGUUUGAAACUAAAAUGGAUUUGGCCAGAAUGAAAGUCCUCAAACCAGGCUGAGUGGAGCUUUGGCCAGGACCUGAUCAACCAUGAAAAGCUUCUCUUGUAUAGUACCUACUUGCAAAGCAUCUUUCACAUGCAAGAAGGAUUAACUAAUCUGAAAGAGCGAAUAUGAAAUUUGUGGAUAAGUCGGGCAGAAAAUAGUAAAGACAAGUUAUUAAUUCAUGUAACAGUAGGCUUUAAGCUUCUUUCCGUAACAGACUGCGGAAUAGCAGACAAAGAUUGUGUAAGUGAUUAAAAAAGAGCCAUAGCAUGAACAAAUACAGGGAGCAGAACACAAAGCCAUUUGCUCGUAGACCACUGUGGCAAUAAAAUAAUGAGCUGGUUGUUUGUUUCGAGACAUUUCGGCGUGCUCAACAAAAGAAUGUGACUCAACAGCAGCUCCAGGGGAGAAACACAACAUCUUACUGCUGUCAUCCACAUUCUUAAAUGUGUUUCCGUGCACUUUGAUUUUGGGCAUAAAACAUUAUUUAAUUACUCUUCAUGGGAAAGAUCUCUCAUGUGUGUCUAUGGAGCACACUCAGCUCCUAUCAAAACUACAGCAGAUACACAACACGUCGAGCACGUUUUGAAGGUUGAAAUAACUUUUUCUCUUCUGUUUGGUGACCCCAGUGUCAGCUGACACACGGCUGUUGGUCACUAAGCUGACAGCUAUUAGUAGGUUAUGGAAUUUAUUAGUGUUUGCAUUGAUAAUUGUCGAAACAUUGAUGUUGCCUUGGUUGAAAGAUAUUAGCGAUUUAGACCACAUUCAGAUAUGGAAGAGGUUGAUAUUUAUCUGUUGUGUCAGAUAGUUAAUGUUUAAAGAUAAUGACGAAUCAUUUUUCAUAUGGGGUAAUCAGUUUACGCCUAAUUUACUGCAGCUGCAGUUUAUUACCAACCAGAAAACGAUUGUACUGAAAAUGAGAGUGCAUAUCUUUGGAAGUGUAAAGGCCUUUUCACACAGGUGCGCUUGUGCUGUGGUGUGGGCGAGCCAUAGAGAAGAAUGGGUUUUAGAGCAGUUUUCACAUUGUAUGGGAAGGGUCUUAAUAAAUUCUCCUGUCGUUCUGAAUUAAUGGGAAAAUGUGUAAAGAAUCUUACUUAAGAUUAUUUUCAUGAGUAAUAUUGGCCUCUACUCGGUUUUUAUUUCAGUUCAGGUCUUAAAUGCUUCGAGAUGCUGGCAUCUUCGUGCAGAGCCCCCAUGUACUCAGGCUGAAAUCCAUUUUAGUUGCUUCAUCUCAUAUCCUGAAACCAGAUCCUUUCAAGUGAUCCUGUAAAAACACUGCAGUAUCAAAAAGUCAAAGAUGCUUCAGGUCAGCAGAGGCUGUUGUGAUAUCAGGAUUCAUUAAUUCAGAAUUAGAUGUGCUGAAGAAUAAACACUUUGAAAAUAGUGGUCAUAAUAGCGAGGACUAAAGCCCUUUACACACCGGACAUGUAAAAUUCAAGCUAAUAUUUCGUGCCUUAAAAAUGUGUCUCACCUUUUUUUAAUGCAGCCAUUCACACCGACCGCGUAAUUUUUGUAUGACAAAUUUGGGGCUUUUUUUUUUAAACGAGCUAAAUUUUUCAGAUCCAAAUAAACAACAAGCGUGCUCGUAGUUUAAAACAUGCACCGGCUUGAUGAUGUCAGCUUCAUGUUUUUUAAAAAAUUCAUUUUCUGCAGAAAUGCUUUUGGUGUGUAUAUCCAAAUGUGUGAUCCAAACUUGCUUCUUUGCAAUGCGCUCGGUGCGUAAUGGCCUUAACUCAGAACUUGAGCUCAUCUUAAUCUGCACACUGGCUACUUCAACACUUGCUAAAGUAUUGUGUUUUAAAAUAGAGAUUUUCUGCUUUCAUUAAAAAAAUCUGUGCAUACAAGCAUUGAUUUGAAAAUAAUGUCCAUCCACAUGACAAUGCUGAAAACAAUAACAAACGCAGUCAAAAGCACGGCAGAGCAGCAGGUGCAGUUAUUACCCUGAUCUAUAAAAAUACUGGCCAAUCAGAAUCUUUAAUGGAACAACUUUAUUAGGUGAACAAAGAUGGGGCAUAGCAGAAGUGAAUGUGGAAUGUAGAAGUCUCCGUCUUUCUAAAAACACAGGAGAGUGGGUGUGUGUGCAUGUGUUAGCAUCUAAACCUGCAUAAAAAGAUAAAGCAAUAAUAUUUUGUCAUGCAUGAACACAGCACACAGUCUGAUGUAAGAGUUAAUAAAAGGCAAACACCAAGUUUCAGAAAACUCCAUUUUCAGUGACAUAAAAUGUGGACAAAAGGCCAAAAUGGAUAGAAAAGGCUAGUUAUCAAAACAACUGUGUUGGGUUCAUUUUGAGAGAGAGAGAAGACAAAUAUGCUCAAAGUGCAUUUUCUUAAAUUUAUUUAGCAGUUGAAGGUUCAAAAAUGUCUGCAGUGUCUCUCUGCUCGCUCAGGAGACCCAAACGAACAAAGAGCCGCACACCCGGACAGUGAAUGCUUUUUAUUAUGUGUGAUAAACAGGACACUAAGGUGAUUGGUCAAAAGUUCUCCUUGUUUGACUGAGAUCCAGUACUUCGGCUCACGUUUCUUCUUCUCCAGCUUUCUGGGCACUUCACCCUCCUGCUAGCAACACUCCCGUUACCAUGACAACCCCCUCUUACCCUCCGGUCAGACCUGCAUAAAGGCGGAGCUAGGGUGCUUCCAUAAGAGCAGACUUAUGAUCCUGUUGUCUUGUAGGUAUCACAACCUCCAUCCACAUUCUUGUGAAGGGGGUCUUGGUCUGUUAGACUGUGUUAGACAAAACACAAAUAAGUGAUGCUACUUAUGAGAUAUUAGCCUUACAUAUAAACAUAAAUCCCAACACUAUGUGUAGAAAGGCCCCAAAAGGUAACCAAACGCAGCUACUUGCUCGCACCGACUCUUUAACUUACUCCACUAAACAGAAGCUUGGAGGUCCGUUAGCCAGGCUAGCUGCUUCCAGCUCUUUCUGGUUAUUGUGCUAGGCUAAUCAACUGCUGGCAGCGUCUUCAUAUUUACACUUCAUGUGUCUAUAAUCACUUUCAACUCUUUGGUAAGUAAUGGAAAAAACAUUAUUUCCACAAGUCAGAAAUGUCUAAACUCAGCUAUUAGCUUUUACACAUGAUAUAUAUGUGCUAUUUUUUUCUUUUUAGACAUUUUGAACCCUCAAUAUUAGUAUUAGUGCUGACACAUUUUUGUACUGUUUUUGUUCAAGUAGUAAUCACAUUUGGAGGAAUGGAGGUCUUAGUUGUCAGCUACCAUUAAUCCAAGCACGAUGCUGAUAAAGAGGAGCUUGGUCAUUUGAGAAGAGGUCAGAGCAGAGCUCCUAAUCUAAAGGAGCCAGCUGAGGUGCUUCAACAUCUGACCAGGAUGCCUCCUGUGCAGCUCCUAGGUGAGGUUUUGUCACAGCAGCGUAAGACCAUGGAGCAGAUUCACAACAGACUUAAGAGAUUACAUCUCUCGGGAAGAGAAGAGGGAUAGAGGUGGACUAUCAAUCCAAAUAUCAAUAGUAUCGAUACUAUCGCUGGUAUUGAAUUGAUACUAGUGCAAUAGGAUCGAUAAUUUGUUUCUAUCCUCUAAGUUCAGUCCACUGAUUUGUGUUAAAUAAAUAAUUUUUUUGGAAAUUAAAAAAUAUACCUGGAACAUGCACUAUGAACCUUUUUGUGUUUGACAGUCACGUCUAUUUUAUCUAUAGCCUAAAACACAUUUAAACAACAGGAGCUGAUCCAAGGUGCUUUAGAGACAGGCACAUUUACAUAAUUUGUACAUUUAUAAAUCAUGACGCACCGCUCUGCCCUAAUAAGCUGCCAUUUAGGUUAAAAGUAUCAGGAUCGAUAUUGGUAAAGGCAAUACUGGCCCUGUAAUUACUUGUAAUUGGAUCAGUACCAAAACUUGCAGUGUUGCACAGCACGACUGGGGGAGUGGGCAGGGAGCCGCAGACCCAGAUAAGUGGCAGAAAGGAUGGAUAGUCCCAAGAAACAGACUAAUAAAAAAUAACAAAAUAAACCUGAAACUUACUGGAUGGUCUGGACCAGACAGUAAAUCCAGUGUGCUUCCAGUGUGAUCAGGACCUUGGUGCAGUUUCAGCCUCUGCUGACCUUUAGAGGUGAUGAAUCUGCCGGUAAUUGAAUCCUUGAAUAGACAAAGGACACCAUUAUCUUGAUAACACACAGCACCACAGCAGAAGAUUGCCCUCCCUGCUGUCGGGUGUUGCUGUUCCCUAACUGGCUGAUAGAGGUGAAGCAGGGGAUGUUUUGUCAUUGAGCGCCUCGUCUGGACAAAACUGACAUUCGGCGAUGACGCUGCUAAAAAGUGCACAGAAGAAGUCUAGAAAAUAUCAGAAAAUUACAGUUAUGGUCCAUAAUUAAGCGCUUUAGCAGAUCCUUUUUGCAAAUAAAUAAUGUGUAGGUUAGCGUCAUAAUAGGAAGGAACAGAGGUGACUCAUCUUGAAGAGUCUAUAAUUAUAAUGUACGAGAUCUCAUUUUAUAUUUUCAUAAAAGAAGCAGAAAAAUCACACUUGAUAGAUAUACGUAUGGUUCUUUUUGGCCUAUUUUUCUUCUUGUUGGAGAAACUGGAGGUUAAAUAGUUGGCGGAUGAGCUCAGUGUCACUUCUGCAGAUAAAGAUGUAGAGGGUGUGUGUGAGUGUGUGUGUGUGGGGGGGGGUUUUCGUGAUGUAGUUGGUGCCUAGUUUCUUGCUCUAACAACCAUAUCAUCCAUGUAGUCAUGGUUGUUGGCCCUCGGUUAGUCUAACAGGAGUUAUGAUGCUGCCACUGCAACGAGAAUCGCGCAGGCUGAUGGACAGAUCAAGAUGCCCGGCGCCACUCACCUCUCCUAAAUGCAGUCAAGUGUGAAAUUGAUUUUGCCGUCAUUACCUCCCCAUUGGUCUCUGCUCCCAUGCUCUCCCCAUUCCUCUCUGUUUGCCACAACAGGCUACAAAAUGAAUCUCCUCAUAAAAAAACAACAAAAACCCCCCACAGACCAUCCAUGUACCAACGAGGAGCCAGUCAGCAACAGAUUGAUGGUCAGUGUAAAUAUGCUGUAUCUCUGCGCUUCUAAAUGUGUGCAUGAUUGAUGGAGCAGCCGACGCCAGGUUGUGGAUUUUCUGUUGUUGUUGGUUUAUCUUUUUUUUUUUUCCAUAAACGAGCAGUGCUAGACGACAGUCAGACAAGCUCGCUUUGCCCCUUUCAGAGUUUACUCGUAGGAUUUGUGGGAAGUGUGAGCACUCCCUGAGCUCAAACUCCCAAAUGAUCAUCAUCAGGCUUCAUGAAAAACCACACAGUGCAGUUUAACUGGGCAAAAUGGUAUAUUUAUUGUGGCUUCAGAGCACUUUUGAGGUAAAACAUGGCAUCACGCUCCCUCUAGUGGCUCAACUGAACCCACUUUUAUUUUCUACACAAACUCACAGAGGAUCAGGCAGCCCUCUGCUUACUGAGUUAUUAAGUUACAGUAAUGAGCAGAGUGAUGAGACGCUUUUCAUGAAUGUGGACACUUUAACUCCUCGCAGAAAUCAAAUGAAAGAUUCUCUCUGUCCCCAUACGUUUCCAUUUUUUUUGACUGUUGCAGAUCAUUUUCAAAAUAAAAGUACUACAUGCUUCCUUUACUGAUACUCUGCAGAGAAAAACUAUAAAUAUAUUUAACAAAAAAAUGCAAUAGUUCAAAGGUCACAUGUGUGAUAUGUAAUAACAUAGACUGUAUGAUGUUAUUGGGUUGACGUUGAUGCAUUGUUGUUGUAGCUGGUUUCACUUAUUUUCUUGCACUUUUAAAGAUUUUUCUUAUCUGUAACUUUUUGACUGACCUCUCAGGUAUUGAUUUAAACUGAGCCAUGUGAUAGGAAUUAAGAUUUGCCGAUAAUAUAACCUUGAAACGUGAAAGGGCUCAGAAUGAAAGGGUUUGAGUCAUUAGUAACUGUGCUGUACUGCAACACUCUAAUAAAAAGCUGUAGUGAAGCAAAAAUCACAAUAUUCAUUUGAGAAACUUGUAGGAACCUUUAAUUCUAGCCUCCUUAGCUAUUCCAGUCAUAUGGAACUGAACAUGUCUGCAGCUCAGCUUUAAGGCUGUUUAUUGUGAGUCCUCUUUAAUGCAGUAACAGGGGAAUUAAAUUAAAGUGUCCUUUUUUCAUGUUGAAUCUGUCUUAUUUGCAUCAACAUGAAAUAUUAUUGUAUAAAAGUCUUACAGUCUUUUGGGUCCAUUUGAACGAGUUCAUGAAGGACCGUGCACUCACACACUGAAGAAAGAGACCCCACCAUGUAAUAUGUUGUGUCUAAUUCCUGACAUGAUCCACUAGAGGGAGCAGCGUGCCAUGAUUUUCUUCACUUCAGAACACAGAUGGUACUUUUAGAUGGGCCGAGGUGCAGCGUGGACAAACAGGGUGAUUUGGUUUUGCUUUAGUGUCUAAUUUCUGUGAUUCUAAUGGGAGAGAUGUACUGAUAGCAUUUCACUGUGCUCAGCAGAAGCCACACUCUGAGAGUGGUUUGAUUCCACCAGCCUAAUCAUUUAUUUCAUUUCAUGAGCCACUCUCUAGAGAUUUGCAUAAUAACAAUGAAGGUCUGCCCUCCAUGUUAUUAUUCUUAUCACUCAUCUGUCGUUGUAGAUGAGAAUCCUUCAAAUCCUGCAGUCAAGGGGAGGCGGUGAUUCAGGGUGGGCAUCUCGGGUUGUUUGAUGUAAAUAGAGCACCUUUGCAACCGGAAAACAACUGACUGACUUGUUAAGUCCUGGAUUUGGGUAUAUAUCACAGGUUAUUGGGUCAACCCUAAACUAAUGCCACAAGUAUGUCACCACAUCAGUAUCUCCAUUCGUUGGAUAGAUUUCAACUACAGAUUGUGCACUGACAGAAAUGUGCGCUGUUUUGUUGGGUGCUGUGUUCAUCACAUGUGAAAUCAGUGAUUUGUAUUCAUCAUGAUCUUUUCUCAUAUUCCUUUGAGCACGCUGCUCAUGCAGCCUGUGUUUCAUUCGUAAUAAGGUCUCACUUAACCCAGUUUCUGGACUACCACAGGCCAAGAUAAUUAACAUGUAGGCCCUUGGUAGUUAAUAGGAUAAUACAUUCUCAUUUGUAUUAUACUUUCUAGCACCCGUGCGAGUAAUUUGGGCGGUUAUUAAUCUUCCCGGUGGAGAAGGACAGCAUGAUUCCAACUGUUUGGUGUGUCACAACACAGAAAAUGAAAAAGCCUAAAAAGUCCACCUCUAAUCUGCUGGUGCUGUAUGCACUCAUCGGUCUCAGUGAUGUGGAACAAGGAUUUCUAAAUAUUAUUUAUGGUAAUACUCCAUAACAGAAGUACCAAUUACAGCAAUAUUUAGACCGUUAUAUAAGCCACAAACAAAAGCAAUAAUGCAAAAGCAUAGAACAAGGCAUAUAUUCUAUACACUACCUUAACACGGCUUCCUGCUGCACCAAAGGACUCAUAAUUUUCUACAACGCCCUCCCAUUGUGUAAGAAUUUAGUCCUUUAAUCAGUCAAGCUCAUAAUUAACGACUAACAGACCCUUAUUGUGUUUAUAUUUGAUCAAAAUUUCAGUCGCACUGGAUGAGAUGAGUGAAACAGGCUUGUGAAACUGUGUAUUGUGUAAUAGUGAAGCCACCUUGAGUUUAUCUAAAUGGUGACAACGUACUGCGGUACUGUACAUUACUGUACUCCAACUUGAAGUGUUUGUCAUCCUGUCAGGUUGUUACAGUCAAUAUGCUGAUAAAAUAUUUUUUGAACUAACGUUUCAUUUACCAGUCCUUAUGCAAUGCACUGUUUUGGGCAAACACGAUUAAACAUGUUAGAGAAAUACUCACUGCAUGUUGCAGCUUUAUUUGAGGAAGUGGCAGUGAAAGCGUGUCGCGUGUGUGAUGCAGAAAGGAGACAAAGACCAUAAAAAGUGUAAAAGUCACUGUCCAAGGUUGAUGCUUAGCUAAGGGAACGAUUAUACAGGUAGACUAUUACAGGGUGCAACACAUGCUAAUAAC
Oreochromis niloticus (Nile tilapia) is the source of this 10761-nucleotide messenger RNA. RefSeq names its product gamma-aminobutyric acid type A receptor subunit alpha4 (gene gabra4). NCBI's taxonomy places the organism in Eukaryota, Metazoa, Chordata, Actinopteri, Cichliformes, Cichlidae. Gene Ontology annotation, molecular function: GABA-A receptor activity; extracellular ligand-gated monoatomic ion channel activity. Gene Ontology annotation, cellular component: membrane. Bases 590 to 2260 code for a protein of 556 amino acids. The transcript is spliced from 9 exons. The record is from RefSeq and is a predicted model, not a curated record. Gene Ontology annotation, biological process: monoatomic ion transmembrane transport; gamma-aminobutyric acid signaling pathway; chloride transport.